Messenger RNA from Phytophthora sojae, 2016 nucleotides. RefSeq lists its product as hypothetical. The coding region runs from base 1 to 2016 and encodes 671 amino acids. NCBI's taxonomy places the organism in Eukaryota, Oomycota, Peronosporomycetes, Peronosporales, Peronosporaceae. The transcript is spliced from 11 exons. The record is from RefSeq and is a predicted model, not a curated record.
AUGGUUCGCGCUAUCCGCCCCCCUCGCCCUACCUACACGAACUCCCAAGUCUCGGGGUUUUACUUCCGCCCGUGUCGCGACGAGAACGACGAGGUGAUUCUCGAGUAUUUCCGUUGCCGUUGCGGCACGGUUCGGAAGCAAACCCAUAGGAACGGGUACUCCAACCUGAUGCAACAUAUCAGGCGGGAGCACCCUAACUACGAGACCGUCAUGCUCGACACUACGACGGCGGAGACAGGCUCCCUCGUGAACUUCGUCCGCCACUCGGCGCUCAACCUCCACGGCUGGAUGGUUUGGAUUGUCAUGUGCAACCUGCCACUCUCUUUUUGCGAGAGCCGAGAAGCUCGGCGCUACUCCAGCCUGGACCCAUCUCGGAGGAAACGCUGCGGGCUGGCAUGGACGGGGUCGUCGUCGCCGUCGAGCGUGAACGGCUGUCCCAAGACAACGCAACUCAGCAUGGCCCCGCUGCUGGACGCGCUGGACGACGAUCUCUCCGCGCAGGGCCAUCUCGUUCAGGCGGACAUGGCGUCGCAUGAGGAGGACCUGGCUGCUGUGCAGGCGCUCAUGGUAAAAUUGCGUACUCUCACCCAAUCUGCCAAACUACGGUUGAAAACGCCACUUCGGCCUGUCAUUCGCCUGGACACGCGCUGGAGCUCUACGUUCGAGAUGGUACGGCGCUACCUCCAGCUCCUCGAGUUUCUUGACGCCGAAGACGACGGCCUCAUGGACCUGCUGCCGCCGCCGGCGAUGAACAAGCGACUGCGGGCAUUGUACCAGGAGCUGUGCGACAUCGAGUCGGUCUCGAAGGCCCUUCAAAGCCCCGACGUCGACCUGCUGGACGUUCACGAGUGGUUCGACGAGCUGAUCGCUGUCAAGCCACAAUAUGGGCGCUACAUUGGGCCUCGGGCCAACAUUGUGCACAACCCAGAUUUUGAGGCUGGGUGUGUACGCGUUCUCCGCGGGAAGGCGCAGCGGCUGACGCGUGCUGAUAAGGCCGCUUUGCAGCCCUUCGAAGCUGCCAGACCGGACGACGCGGCCGCGAGUGAAGAGGAGGAGGAUCCAGCCGCGUCGUUCGUGGAGCGUCUUCGGAAGCGCCGGCGGCUUGCACAGGACCGUGUCAAGUAUAAGCAGCUGAAGAGCAUCCCACCCACGUCGAACGUGGAGCGUCAGGGGAUAAUUUAUUCUGCAACGACCAACCUACUAAAUAAAAAUGCCAUAUUCGGAGGCCCUGAGGAGGAGGAGUUCGAGCUCGUCUGCUCGCUGGACGCGUUCCCCACGGACGCCGCGGCGCGCCAGCAGCUCUCCGUGUCGGCGGAGACCUUCUCCGUGAUCAAGCGCCAGCUGAAGCACCGCCAGUUCCGCGCCGCGCUGCGUCUGCACCGCGAGGAGAAGGCGCUCAAAAAGUACGUGCCUCGACUCGGCGGGCGGGAGACCAUGUGCCAGAUCGCCAGGUUCUACGGCUGGAGCAAGACCACCAUCUCCAACUUCUUCAAGGAGGCCAUGAAGGACAAGAGCGAGCUGGACGAAGCGGAGCCGCCGAACCGCCGAGGCCUCUCGGAGCACGAGUACACGCGGGUGAUGCAGGAGAUCCGCGAGUGCAUCGAUGGGGACGUGUACUUCUCACCGUUGGCGGAUCGCAUCCGCCACAACAUGGGCGUCGACGAAGACGUGCUUCGAGAGAUGGGGUUGUCCAAGACGCCCGAUGUGAGGUUGUUGCUUCCGAUCGGUGUGAAGAAACCCAAAAGCGGGCAGCUGCAUGUGGUCAAUUGGGUCGAUAGCAAAGCCAUGUUUGGCGACCGACACACACAUGAAAAGGAGAACGCGAGUCAGCUGCAAGGGUAUGUGGACCGUUAUGAUUCGUUCCCGCAAGAAAUCUCACUUCCAGGAGAUUUUGAUCCACUCGCAACGGUCACGAAGUUGGGGGAAGGUGAAGAGCUAGUGUUGCAACCUGCCAAGAUUCAGACGGAAUUCGACGAGGACUGGAACCCGGUGCGAGCUAUAAUUUUCAGCCCGUGA